UGUGCUCAGAUUUGGCAUGUAGUAACUGAAAUGUUGUUUGUCUUUGUCCCUGUGUUAUAUAAAGUCUUACGUUGAGGGCUGUGUUUUAUAUUAAAUCCGGCAUAGUGCUGUGUUUAAUGACAGUUUUGCUGAAUAGUCGGCCACAAUAUUCAUUGAAUUGUGCAGCAGGAAAGACUUUCAGGCAUCAUUUUUUCUUUAUUCAUAGAGAGAGAUUGACCAGACUUUCGUUCCUUACCUUUGGAUUUAUAUGAAAUGGCAAAAUGACCACAUUUGGUGGCAUCCACCAAAAUUUUGUGGAAUUAAACAGGUGGUUAUUCCUACUGAACUGUUGUGGAAGCCAGAUCUAACUAUUGAAGAGAUGACAGAGAAGGACAAGGCCCCUCCGAGUCCUUAUCUUACCAUUGAAUGGAACGGCCGGGUAAUACUUUCGAAUGACCUGAUGAUAGUCAGCAUGUGCAGGAUGCAAGUUUACAAAUUCCCCUUUGACAUUCAGAGCUGCAACCUCUCUUUUAAGUCUGCUGUGUAUUCUGAUAAAGAAAUAUUAUUUGAGACUAUCGAAGAUGUUUUCAAAAACACAGAGUGGACUCACCAGUUGAUGCGGACCCAGUACGAGUGGUUGUUCAUAUCCAUGACAGCUAAGAAUAAAACUGUCCACGACCUAACCAACAAUCAAAGCAUGAUUGUUUACACUAUCAAGAUGAGGAGGCGAUCUAUCCUCUACAUCGCCAACUUCUUGGUACCCAUCAUGUUCUUCUUUAGUCUGGACUUGGCCUCAUUCCUGAUCUCAGACAGCGGGGGGGAGAAGCUUGGCUUCAAGGUCACUGUGCUGCUUGCUGUCACUGUGAUGCAGCUUCUUCUCAAUGAGAUUCUGCCUUCGUCGUCAGACAGGAUUCCUCUUAUAGCGGUCUACUGCAUUGGGAUGUUUGGUUUGAUGAUGCUAAGCCUCCUGGAGACAGUUGUGGUGAUGCAUCUAAUGCAGAAAGACUCUGGAACCGAAGACAAUGAGGCAGAUAAAGACCGCAAAGUCAGCUUGCACAACCAUGAUGGAGAGAAGAAAUGGACUCACUGUUCUUGUGCUUGUGAUGUGUCUGCUGAGGAACCUCCAUCUGAACUGCUGUCCGUGGCUAGAGAGGGCAACAGCAGCCAACUGACGGAUGAGUCCAAUGCCUUAGAGAAGGUCUCAGAUGAGCUGAGGGAGGUGGAGAAAGCACUGUUCCUGCUUCUCAACAACAAGAAUGAAGACGGGAAACCCGGCUACUGGACCAGAGUGGCUAAAACGAUCAACAAAGUGUUCUUUUUUUUCUACGUCACAGUGGCCAGUCUGUUUUUACUUGUUAUCUUUUUAAUAUGGAAUCAUGCACAAGACGAGUAGUGGCAAAGGGUAAAAACAGGGUUAAGACAAUACUAAUCUAACUCAAAUACUCUGUAUUAGCACAUGACAUCUGGUUGUAUUAUACAGUUC
Molecule: messenger RNA, 1462 nt
Organism: Etheostoma cragini (Arkansas darter)
Lineage: Eukaryota; Metazoa; Chordata; Actinopteri; Perciformes; Percidae
Product: 5-hydroxytryptamine receptor 3A-like
Exons: 8
Coding region: 248-1372 (374 amino acids)
Biological process (GO): nervous system process; monoatomic ion transmembrane transport; signal transduction
Cellular component (GO): neuron projection; synapse; membrane
Molecular function (GO): transmembrane signaling receptor activity; extracellular ligand-gated monoatomic ion channel activity; neurotransmitter receptor activity
Source: RefSeq, a predicted model, not a curated record